Cladophialophora immunda is the source of this 1910-nucleotide messenger RNA. RefSeq lists its product as uncharacterized. The record is from RefSeq and is a predicted model, not a curated record. Lineage: Eukaryota; Fungi; Ascomycota; Eurotiomycetes; Chaetothyriales; Herpotrichiellaceae. Gene Ontology annotation, molecular function: oxidoreductase activity, acting on paired donors, with incorporation or reduction of molecular oxygen; heme binding; iron ion binding. The transcript has 6 exons. Bases 1 to 1662 code for a protein of 553 amino acids.
AUGGAUUCCUCGUCAAGGCGGCUGAGAUUACACCACUUCGAAGAAAAAUUUAAGGCCUACAGUCGAUCAGGGAUCAAGAUCUUAAAUAUGCUCUGGUAUCUCACCUUCGCCUUAUUCGCGGUAGUGCUGUACCUUUCGCUCGGGCUCAAGAGUCAAUGGCCGGAUGGACCUCGAGGCAUACCACUCAUUGGGGUCUUGCCGGACAAGAAGCUGACUCUCAACCAACAACUCACCAAUCUGGUACCUCGAUAUGGGGACUUCUUCUCAUUCAACAUGGGCAGGUCCAAGGUGGUUGUCUUAAGCAGCCCAACAGCUAUCGAUGACCUGAUCAUCAAAAGAGGCCAGAACUACUCCUCUCGCCCGUCUUCUUCGGCCCAGGCAAAGAUCAUUGCCGAAGGAAGGUUGAUCCAAAUGGAAUACGGUGACGAGUUCAGAAAACAUCGAAAGGUCAUCCACAGUCUCCUGGGGAUGCAGAACUCCAAGAUUUUUCUACCGUACCAAGAAUACGAGAGCCGACAGACUUUGAAGAAUCUGCUGCAAAACCCGAAUGCCUUCUACACAGAGGUGGCGCGGUACUCGGCGAGCGUUACUUUCAGUCUUCUGCUUGGAGCUCGUUUUGCCAGCAGCAACACUCAGAUUCCAGAGGCUAUCCGUCACAUCGCACUUGAUAUGUUUGAGAAAAUGCGUCCGGGCCACUGGCUGGCUGAUUGGAUUCCGGUGCUGAACUAUCUUCCAGACAGCCUCGCACCGUGGAGGGCAGAUGCUCGCAAGACCUUCGACAACCUCAUUGGAUUCUGGAGCGUCUUCUACGACUCAAUCACGGAUCGAAUGAAGACGGGCGACGCGCCGGAUUGUUUCCUGAAGCGGUUCUUGGAAAGCCCCGAGAUUAAUAGUUUCUCCGAAGUCGAUAGGCGCGUUAUUCUGUCCGAGCUACUGGCGGCAGGCUCGGAGACCACUGCGACCACACUCCAAUGGUUCUUCAAGGCCGCUGUCCUCUACCCGGAUUUUAUCAAGUCCGCGCAGGAAGAACUGGAUCGCGUGGUCGGGCCCGACCGUCUCCCGCAGUGGGAGGACCGCAGCAAGUUGCCCUACAUCGCCGCGACCGUGGAAGAAAUACACAGGUGGGCGUCCGUGACGCCUCUUGCGUUCUUCCAUGCCACCAGCGAGUCGGACAGCUACCGGGGCAAGACGAUCCCCGCGAGAACAACGGUAAUCUACAAUCCUUCGGCGAUCCAUCACAGCAGCGAAUAUUUCCGAGACCACGAGAGAUUUGUGCCCGAGCGGUUCCUGUCGGAGAAAGAUCCUCGGUCUCUGCCUCAUUAUGCAUAUGCCCCAAUUCAUUAUGGGUUCGGUGCAGGGAGGAGAGAAUGUCCCGGGAAACAUGUCGCCGAUGCCUCUCUUUUCAUUGUCAUCAGUCGCCUCUUGUGGGCGUUCAACAUCGACCUGGGCGCCCACCCGCCUCCCAGCGACGACGUCAGUGGAGGAGUCCCGAUCUUCAGACCCGUCGCAUUUGCAUGCAACAUCACUCCCAGAAGCAAGAAGGUCGCAGAUAUGAUCCUGGCAGAAGCCGCAGCCCAGGACGCAGCGUUACGGGUUGAAGAUGCCGCACAAUACGAGCAGAGAAUCAUGAGGUUUGUGGAGGAGCAGAAGGUUGGGGCGUGAUGUCUUGGACUGGGCUGGGGCUGGCACCUACAGAUAUGCUAUUGAAAGGGGACUCCAUCAGGGGGGGAGAGAACAAGGCCUUUGUUUCACAAGAACGGUAAGUAAAGACCGGCAGAUCUGACGAACAAUUGGAUUUGAGACUCGAGACAGAGAAGCAGCUAUGGUGGCAGGAACGGCGAAGUUAUGGACUCAAAUGUCAUUCGGGAGAAACACGGGCAUAUUCAGUUGCGUAACGAACUAGUUCCAAG